Messenger RNA from Salvia hispanica, 1129 nucleotides. Its product is annotated as cytochrome b-c1 complex subunit Rieske-4, mitochondrial-like. Gene Ontology annotation, cellular component: membrane. The record is from RefSeq and is a predicted model, not a curated record. Gene Ontology annotation, molecular function: 2 iron, 2 sulfur cluster binding; quinol-cytochrome-c reductase activity. NCBI's taxonomy places the organism in Eukaryota, Viridiplantae, Streptophyta, Magnoliopsida, Lamiales, Lamiaceae.
CUUUUUUUGUUUUGUAUUUGCACACUAUUUUCCCUUGUGAUAGAGUGAGAUCCUGCGUAGGGCUCGACAAUCCGUCGUCAAUACUCAAUCUCCAUUAAUCGGACAUGCUGAGGGUAGCGGGGAGGAGGUUUUCGUCUCUCUCAUGGCGCUCGGGUCAAGCUCCAUUCGCCACCAGAAACCCAUUUGUCGGCGGCGAUUCGUCAUCGGAAAAACGUACUUCUUCGCCCGUUGAAUCAAUUUCCGUUUUUGAUCAGAUCAGAGGGUUCUCUUCUGGUUCACUGGCAACAGGACAGAACUCAGGCCUGGUUCCGGAAGUCCCUGCUACUGUGGCGGCAAUCAAGAAUCCCACCUCAAAGAUUGUCUACGACGAUCACAACCACGAGCGUUAUCCACCAGGUGAUCCCAGCAAGCGUGCAUUUGCGUACUUUGUCUUGACUGGAGGCAGGUUUGUAUAUGCAUCACUGGCUCGACUCCUUGUGCUCAAAUUUGUUCUGAGCAUGUCUGCUAGUAAAGAUGUCCUCGCUCUCGCUUCCCUGGAGGUGGAUCUGUCUAGUAUUGAACCUGGGACAACUGUCACCGUGAAGUGGCGUGGGAAGCCUGUCUUCAUCAGGCGCCGAACUGAAGAAGACAUCAAGCUGGCAAACAGUGUUGAUGUUGCCUCCCUUCGUGAUCCACAAGAGGAUGCUGUGAGGGUCAAGAAUCCGGAAUGGCUCGUGGUUAUCGGGGUUUGCACCCAUCUGGGGUGCAUCCCCUUGCCGAAUGCUGGUGAUUACGGGGGCUGGUUUUGCCCAUGCCACGGAUCCCAUUAUGACAUUUCUGGCCGGAUUCGCAAAGGGCCUGCACCAUUUAACUUGGAGGUUCCCACUUACACCUUUUUAGAUGAGAACAAGCUGAUGGUUGGGUGAGAGAGAAGUCGGUCUUGAAGUGAAGGAUGUGGUAGGGAGAAAUAUUUGGUAAAUCCAUUAUGGUGACGAAUAAUUUUAUACUGGAUUUGUAUUAGUUAGUUUUGGUCUUUCAAGGAUUCCUUGAUUGAUAGGCCUGCAGUCUGAAAGGGCAUUGCUGUUUUGAAUAAUGCUGGCUACUGAUCUUUAUUUUCUCCUUCAGUUAAAAGAUUUUGUAUUGAGAUUCA